AUGAGCUGCGCUGGAUACAGAAACUUUUAAAGCUUUGGUAAGAGCCAAUAUUUCAAGGUUGGUACUCGCUUAUGGAUGAUCAAAGUGUUAGGAAAAAAUACUUUUUAUAAAAUCUUCACAAACUUCUUAAAGCCCUUCUCAACUUUGAGCAAAUCCCAAUACACUUACCAAAUAUAAGAAAAUGAAGAUGAAAAAGACAAGAUGUUAGGAUUUGAAUUUGUUUCAAUCCCUACCAAAUAAUUUUUUACUAAAUAAAUUCGUGAAAUUCAGUUGACUCAAAUGAUUAACAAGAAACUCAAUAAAUCUACUAACCCCUUCAUAUACCAAGAAGGACUUGAUGGAUUAAGCGAAACAAAGAAAGAAGACUCUGGAGUUUUUAACUGCAUCAAUGACAAAAAAUCAUUCGUCCACUCUUUAUAACUCAUCAAUAAUCCCAUGGCUAUGGACUAGUUCUGUCUCGAUGAAGUAGAGACUGUUGUAAGUGAAUACGAUUUGGAAGAAUGCAACAGCUUAUUAUAAGAAAGUAUGGUCAUAAGCUCAAUGGAUUCUCUUUAUGAUUCAACCACUGACACCGAAGUCUAUUGA
Molecule: messenger RNA, 585 nt
Organism: Tetrahymena thermophila SB210
Lineage: Eukaryota; Ciliophora; Oligohymenophorea; Hymenostomatida; Tetrahymenidae
Exons: 2
Source: RefSeq, a predicted model, not a curated record